AUGGCAACCAACUUCGGCAAGAUUCGGGCAUUACUGGACCUUUGCCGGAAAAGCAAGUUUGUAGACUUUACCUUCGAUCACCAUGUACUGCAAAACCUGCGUUUCGCACCUAUCGGUCAGAUGUUGAGGAACAAUUUGAGGCAACAGUGCAGCACUCUGUUAGAAGCCGGAGUUACGAUUGGCCAGCAAAGAAUACCCGUAUUUACCGGCGACGGUAAAAUUAAUUUCGGUGAAAACAUACAACGUCUGUUGCGAAGCCAGCGGCCAGCAAUCACCCCACCAUUUGGAAUAACCGUUGAGGGGUGUGCUGAAGCCGGUACGACCGCGCUACCCUUCACCAACUCGACGACAAACUUGGAGGUGGAUAGCAAUGGUCCAGUAGUAUGCACCAGCUACCUUAUCGAAGCGACGCAUGCACCACAUUUCUUCCAGCAAGCGCAACGGCAACGUAAGAUUUGGUGGAUGCGACUGUCAGCGAACCCAGGGCGUUUUUUCAUCUCCGAUGCGUAUCAUACUGAAGGUGAUGGUUGUGAGCGGAGUGUGGUUAGGCUAAGGGCACAGUUUACCGAACCCGAUGGUCCAGAAAAUGCGUCUGACGUAGUAGACUUGGAGUGGUUGGAACUGCUUAGUGGACAGCAAGUGAUAAAAGAUUUUCCUAAGGUAUUCAUAACAGACAGUCUGCCGAGUGUAGUAAACAUACGUCAGCAUAUAGAUCGCAUGACUCUAGCCGUGCUCAUGGAUGCGCUGGAUUCCCCUACCGCGAGAGGGGCCAUUCGAUUACACCGCAAAAUAGCUCCCUUCAAAUGUGCUAUUCUAUGUCAUGCCAAAGAUUCCGCCCGACAGGGUGAGCUGGGCGAUCUCGCAAAGCAUAUCGCUCAUGUACUACGCAAAGCCGAUAUUUCUUUGCUCGAUAGCAUAUACACGCAACAUUUAACGGAUGAUGAUGCUGCCAACCGAAUCGCCACAUUUGAUGCCUGCGGUGUGCCGUAUGCAUUCGUACUACGGGAUGAAUCGCUUGAGACCGGGUUACUGCAACUACGCAGCCGUGACACAACGCUUUGCGAAACUAUUCAUCUAUCCGAUCUGCCACAUUAUUUAAUAAAGCUGGUUCGAAGUUAGAAAAAGUAACACGUGAAAGCCAACCAUCCGCCCAAUGUGCAGGAUGCACUCGAGCCCAGCCGUACACUGCCGGCGGGCCGUACCGUCAAGUAUGCUGGCAUUGGCCGAGCUGAUAUAUGUUUGUAAGUUAGGAAAACCUUCUCCCCCUCGGGGAUGGCAUAAAAAUAGCCCACACCCGAAUAAUGCCAAUUGAUUUGGUUCAAUGUUAAAAUGGCAUAUUCUCCGACACAUUUGC
Messenger RNA from Anopheles darlingi, 1354 nucleotides. It is a transcript of the gene DNApol-gamma35, whose product is annotated as DNA polymerase subunit gamma-2, mitochondrial. The coding region runs from base 1 to 1119 and encodes 372 amino acids. The transcript is spliced from 2 exons. Gene Ontology annotation, biological process: mitochondrial DNA replication. Gene Ontology annotation, cellular component: mitochondrion; cytoplasm. The record is from RefSeq and is a predicted model, not a curated record. Lineage: Eukaryota; Metazoa; Arthropoda; Insecta; Diptera; Culicidae.